UCUUGCCCUGGAGACAGUAUGCUCAGAGAAAGGAUGCAUGCUCCCCCAGAGUCCUGGCUGGCUUCGUAUGGAGUAGUUCUAGAGCAUCGCCCUGGUGACUCCAUGACAGGAACGUUCUGAGUGUCCUUUUUUCCUGUACCCUGAGCUGGAACAGCUGCUACACAGGUCCUUUGCCACAUGAGUGGAAUUCUCAGGUAGGAGUUAAGAUCGCUUUUUGGUGCUUUGCUGUUGGAGCAGCGCAGGUCAGCCAGAGUAGUGUCAGGAUCUUGCCCAGUAGUUGAAGCCAGUGUAAAUGAGGCUGAAUUGGGAAUGGUUAACCACGUUAUUAUAGUUCACCUGUGGAAUCCAUAGAUGUAAGGUGAGUGCAUGGAGGUGUGUUCCCGGGUUAUCCUCACAGAAUCUGAGUUGUUACGAUUUUUUGUAUGAUCGUUAAAGUACAAUGAACAUGUUCAUUCAAUUCUUAUGCUCAGAGAAAACAUUUGUUUUUAAACAGAAUAUCUAAAUAUGUGCUCAUGUGUCUCGAACUAUUCACUGCUGUUAAAUAUAAUGUUGCACUACGAAGGACGUUAUGGUCAAUAUGCUUUUGCUGGUUAUAGUUUAUUUCACUUAGGGAACUGGUAUAUGUUAUACGGGCAAAAAGGCUGCACUAGGAGGGUUUUCCAGUUAACUUCAAAGUGUAGACCUGGCCUAAGACUCUUAGGAAAACACAGAUUUGGUGACUGUAAUGCAUUGGCAAUCCAAGGUCAGGAUGCAAAUUCCAGAGCCUCCCGUCACCAGCCCUUCCCAGGUAAUUCUGUUAGCUCAGGCACUGUAUAUUGCAGCUGCUAUCAUACUUAAUAGAGAGGCAGUCGGGGCUCAAGCUGUUCAGGGCUUCACAGUUGAAACCAGUAUCUCAAACUUCUCCUAGAAAUGAAUUAGUAGUUAAUACAGAACACUGAGAAUGGGUGUAAUGUGCUCUCUGUAUUAAACACUUAACUAGUGAGUUACAUGUUCUACAGUAUUUAACUUCCAACUGGCUUGAAUUUAUAAACCUAUAAAUAGGGUAAUCCGUUCUAGAAGUGAUAUGGAUUAUGGAGAAAAACUUUCUCCAUUACUAGAAGCUUAAUUUUAAGUCUGAUUUUUGGCCUCCUUAUAUAACCUAAAAAUAUUCACAUAAGCCUCAAAACUGGCAAAUCUGGGGCUGAAGUAGAGAAUCUUCUUUACAAUAUAUGCAGUGAAUGGGACAGCAGGUUCCCGGAUUAUGUUUGACACUUUGCAGCAAAAAAUAAAGCCAGAAAAAGAUGAAAAAUUCAGCUUACUAAACACCAUUAGCUGAGACCUAAUGGGUAGCAGUAACAUUUGGUUUGCCUGCCUCAGCCACUAUAAAAGUAGGUUCAAGUUGUGGUUUAAAUAUCAAAGUUGUAAAUUUCUAGCCUUUUCUUUGCAGAGUUGUCAAAAUGUAACCGGACUGAGGAAAGGGGUUGAUAUUGCAGAUUCUCUACACUCCCAACUGUUUGUCUUUUAUAAGUAAAACAAAGAUCAUCCUUAUACAGCCAAUUAAUAUUUGGGAAGAACAGUCUUGUUAUGUAUUGACACUUCUCAUAGACUUGAACCAUCUACAUGUCUCACUUUUAAAGGGACACUAACAACUUAAAUCAUGCUUCUGAAUUUUAAUUGUCAGAUAUGUUUUAUUUACUGUUUUAUUUUACUGGGUUUUUCUUUCAAUAUUCUCUGUGUUAGACAGUGUUCUGUGUGUAGCGGGUUUCUGUGUAUAAUCACUUCCCUUCUUUGUUCAUUGGUUCUUUUAAUAUGCAAUGUGGGAAGACACUUGAAUUGUUUUUGGAAAUAAAGCAAAUUUUUUGUUAGUAAUUAGAUUUUGGAGGAUAGGGCACAUGUUUACAUUUCCAUAAUUGUUGUUAGCCCUUUGAUACGGGGGGUAAAAUAUGGCACUGCAUAUUAUGACUUCUGUUCAUGUGGCACAGUGGCUCAGUUUUGAAGCAAUUGUUUCUACAGUCUGCCACAAGUCUUCAGGAGGCAGUUUUCUUCUAUGUCCAUUUUACUUCAUCUCUGACACUACUUUCGUUUGGCCAGAGGCAAAGAGCACUAGCCCUUCCAUAAAUGUAGUAAACGCUACACUGUCCUUUUCUGUUACAGAAAUGUAAGAUGAAAACUAGUAUUGGGGGGGAAAUCACAAAGACACUCAGGGCUAGAUUUACAAAGGGAUUUAGGUGCCAUAGUGGAAUUUGCAACCCUGAGUUAGAUGCUCGGACUCCCUACAAUGGAUCGGGAGAGUUAGGUUUCUCAGAAUGGGACUAGUACAACCACCACACUGAGUGGGGAGCUGCCUAAGCCAGCCAGUAGGAAAUGCCAAUGCUUAAGCUCCACUCCUCAAGGAGAGUUAGGUUCCUAAGUCUGGGCUGGAGGAGUCAGCCAGCUCCACUUGGGAUGUGCAGCUAUGCUCUCUCUCCGUCUCCGCUCUUGCUGCUCCCUGCGCUCGCUCUGCCUGGCCUGGUGCUCGCGCAGCAGCCGGGACAGCAUCGCCGGGCCGGGCCGAGCCGAGCCGCGCCGCGCCGCGCCGCUCACGGGAGCCGAGGGCGGCAGCGCGAUGGCAAUCUCCGAGCUCUACACAAAGUGUGCCAGGGUUUGGAUCCCUGAUCCAGAGGAAGUCUGGAAGUCAGCAGAACUUCUCAAAGAUUAUAAACAAGGAGAUAAAGUCAUCCAGCUUCGACUCGAAGAGGGAAAGGAAUUAGAAUAUUGCCUUGAUCCUAAGACCAAGGAACUGCCUCACUUACGAAACCCUGACAUACUUGUUGGUGAAAAUGAUCUCACAGCACUCAGUUAUCUCCAUGAACCUGCUGUUCUACACAAUCUCAAAGUUCGCUUUAUUGAUUCAAAACUUAUUUAUACCUAUUGUGGUAUCGUCUUGGUAGCCAUAAAUCCGUAUGAGCAGCUGCCUAUCUAUGGCGAAGAUAUCAUCAAUGCAUACAGUGGUCAGAAUAUGGGGGAUAUGGAUCCACACAUCUUUGCUGUGGCUGAAGAAGCAUAUAAACAGAUGGCCAGAGAUGAACGGAAUCAGUCAAUCAUUGUAAGUGGGGAAUCAGGAGCGGGAAAGACUGUCUCUGCUAAGUAUGCCAUGAGAUACUUUGCCACUGUAAGUGGUUCUGCCAGUGAAGCUAAUGUUGAAGAGAAAGUACUGGCUUCCAACCCUAUCAUGGAGUCCAUCGGAAAUGCCAAAACCACAAGGAAUGACAACAGUAGUCGUUUUGGGAAAUACAUUGAAAUUGGUUUCGAUAAGAGGUACCGAAUCAUUGGUGCUAACAUGAGAACUUAUCUGUUAGAAAAAUCAAGAGUGGUAUUUCAGGCAGAAGAGGAGAGAAAUUAUCACAUUUUCUACCAGCUCUGUGCCUCUGCAGCAUUACCUGAGUUUAAAACACUGCGAUUAGGGAGUGCAAAUUACUUUCACUAUACGAAGCAAGGGGGUAGUCCAGUGAUUGACGGCAUUGAUGAUGCUAAGGAAAUGGUACACACCAGACAGGCCUGCACUUUGCUGGGGAUUAAUGAUUUGUACCAGAUGGGAAUCUUUCGAAUCCUCGCUGGGAUCCUUCACCUGGGCAAUGUGGGGUUUACCUCUCGGGAUGCUGACAGCUGCACGAUCCCUCACAAACAUGAACCCCUCACCAUAUUCUGUGACCUCAUGGGGGUGGAGUACCAAGAGAUGUCCCACUGGCUUUGCCAUAGGAAGCUUGCUACUGCCUCUGAGACCUACAUCAAACCAAUUUCCAAACUGCAGGCCAUCAAUGCCAGAGAUGCUCUUGCCAAACAUAUCUACGCUAAACUCUUUAACUGGAUUGUUGAUCAUGUGAACAAAGCUUUGCAUUCUACUAUAAAGCAGCAUUCUUUCAUUGGCGUAUUAGACAUUUACGGGUUCGAGACAUUUGAGAUAAACAGCUUUGAACAGUUUUGUAUAAACUAUGCCAAUGAAAAACUGCAGCAACAGUUCAAUAUGCAUGUCUUUAAGCUGGAACAGGAGGAAUAUAUGAAGGAACAAAUUCCAUGGACCUUGAUUGAUUUCUAUGACAAUCAGCCUUGUAUUAAUCUCAUAGAGGCCAAAUUGGGUAUCUUGGAUCUGCUAGAUGAGGAAUGUAAGAUGCCUAAAGGAUCAGAUGACUCUUGGGCCCAGAAAUUGUAUAAUACACAUUUGAAGAAAUGUGCACUCUUCGAAAAACCACGUAUGUCAAACAAAGCUUUUAUCAUACAACACUUCGCUGACAAGGUGGAAUAUCAGUGUGAAGGCUUUCUGGAAAAGAACAAAGACACAGUUUAUGAAGAGCAAAUCAAGGUCCUAAAAUCAAGUAAGAAGUUUAAGAUGCUUUCAGAGUUGUUUCAGGAUGAGGAGAAGGCCCUUAGUCCCACCUCAGCAACCCCUUCAGGUCGCACGCUGCUGUCUCGCACUGCUGUAAAACCCACCAAGGACAAACUAGGCCAAGCAAGCAAGGAACAUAAGAAAACUGUGGGACAUCAGUUUCGGAACUCUCUUCAUCUGCUGAUGGAAACCCUUAAUGCUACAACUCCACACUACGUGCGUUGUAUUAAACCCAAUGACUUCAAGUUUCCAUUCACGUUUGAUGAAAAGCGAGCAGUUCAGCAGCUCAGAGCUUGUGGUGUUCUGGAAACUAUCCGGAUCAGCGCAGCUGGCUUCCCUUCAAGGUGGACGUAUCAAGAGUUCUUCAGCCGCUACCGUGUCCUGAUGAAGCAAAAAGAUGUCCUUAGUGACAGAAAACAGACAUGCAAAAAUUUGUUGGAGAAGCUGAUUCUGAACAAGGAUAAGUACCAGUUUGGUAAGACAAAAAUAUUUUUUCGGGCUGGUCAAGUAGCCUAUCUGGAAAAAAUAAGAGCAGAUAAGCUGAGAGUUGCCUGCAUCCGCAUCCAGAAGACAAUCCGAGGGUGGCUGAUGCGAAAGAAGUACCUGCGCAUGAGGAAAGCAGCCAUCACCAUUCAGAGAUAUGUCAGAGGGUACCAGGCACGAUGCUAUGCCAAGUUCUUGCGAAGAACCAGGGCUGCCAUCAUAAUUCAGAAGUUCCAGCGCAUGUAUGUGGUUCACAAAAGAUACCAUCUCAUGCGAGCUGCCACUAUUGUGCUUCAGUCACUUUUACGAGGUUACAUAGCAAGGAACAAAUACCAGCGGAUGCUUCGAGAGCACAAGGCCAUUAUUAUUCAGAAGCACGUGCGGGGCUGGCUGGCUCGUGUGUGCUACCGUAGGAGCUUGAAGGCAAUUGUCUACCUGCAAUGCUGCUAUAGGCGUAUGAUGGCCAAGAGGGAGCUGAAGAAGCUGAAGAUAGAGGCGCGCUCUGUGGAACGGUACAAGAAGCUCAAUAUUGGGAUGGAGAACAAGAUCAUGCAGCUGCAGCGUAAAGUUGAUGAGCAGAACAAAGACUACAAAUCCCUGCUGGAGAAACUAACUAACCUGGAAACCACGUACAACACAGAGACCGAGAAGCUGCGGAGUGAUGUGGAAAGGCUUCGCAUGAGUGAGGAGGAAGCUAAGAAUGCCACAAACCGUGUGAACACACUCCAGGAGGAGAUCACCAGGCUUCGAAAGGAGCUGCACCAAACACAGUCUGAGAAGAAGACAAUUGAGGAAUGGGCAGACAAAUACAAACAGGAAACAGAGCAGUUGGUAUCAGAACUAAAAGAGCAAAACACAUUACUGAAAAAGGAAAAGGAGGAGCUGAAUCGUUUCAUCCAUGAUCAGGCCAAGGAGAUGACAGAGACCAUGGAGAAGAAGCUUGUUGAGGAAACGAAACAGCUGGAGCUAGAUCUGAAUGAUGAAAGGUUAAGGUAUCAGAAUCUGCUGAAUGAGUUCAGCCGCUUAGAGGAGCGCUAUGAGGAUCUCAAGGAUGAUGUGAAUCUGAUGGUGAGCAUCCCCAAGCCUGGGCACAAAAGAACGGAUUCCACACACAGCAGCAAUGAAUCUGAAUAUACAUUUAGCUCUGAGAUUACAGAGACAGAAGACUUACCACUGAGAAUGGAGCAGGAGCCAAGUGAGAAAAAAGCACCACUGGAUAUGUCUCUGUUCCUCAAGCUGCAGAAACGGGUUACAGAGCUGGAGCAGGAAAAGCAAUCAUUGCAGGAUGAACUGGACAGGAAGGAGGAACAGGCUCUCCGCACCAAGACCAGGGAGGAGGAGGAAAGGCCGCCAAUGAGAGGCGCUGAACUAGAGUAUGAGUCACUCAAGCGUCAAGAACUUGAAUCUGAGAACAAGAAGCUGAAGAAUGAGCUGAAUGAGCUGCAAAAGGCCCUUUUGGAGAAGAGCUCUCCAGAGGUGACCGCUCCUGGUGCCCCUGCCUAUAGAGUCCUCCUGGAUCAGCUGACCUCAGUAAGUGAGGAACUGGAGGUACGCAAAGAAGAAGUCCUCAUCCUGAGGUCUCAGCUGGUGAGUCAGAAGGAGGCUAUUCAACCCAAGAAGGAUAAGAAUACUAUGACAGAUUCUACAGUCCUCUUGGAGGAUGUACAGAAGAUGAAAGACAAAGGAGAAAUAGCACAGGCAUAUAUUGGGCUAAAGGAAACAAACAGGCUCCUAGAAUCUCAGCUUCAGUCUCAGAAAAAGAGUCACGACAAUGAGCUGGAAGCUCUCCGGGGUGAGAUUCAGAGUCUGAAGGAGGAGAAUAACCGCCAGCAGCAGCUUUUAGCACAGAACCUGCAGCUGCCCCCGGAGGCUCGGAUUGAGGCCAGUCUACAGCAUGAGAUCACCCGGCUGACUAAUGAAAACCUGUUUUAUGAGGAGUUAUAUGCAGAUGACCCCAUGAAGUAUCAGUCGUAUCGGAUUUCACUUUACAAACGGAUGAUUGAUUUAAUGGAGCAGCUUGAAAAGCAGGACAAGACAGUUCGCAAGCUGAAAAAGCAGCUGAAAGUGUUUGCUAAAAAGAUUGGUGAACUUGAAGUGGGCCAGAUGGAAAACAUUUCGCCUGGGCAAAUCAUUGAUGAACCCAUACGUCCAGUUAAUAUUCCACGGAAAGAAAAGGACUUCCAAGGAAUGUUAGAAUAUAAGAAGGAUGAUGAGCCAAAACUGGUCAAGAAUCUUAUUUUAGAUCUGAAACCACGUGGUAUAGCAGUCAACAUGAUCCCAGGACUACCAGCAUAUAUAUUAUUCAUGUGUGUCCGCCAUGCUGAUUACCUUAAUGAUGAUCAAAAAGUGAGAUCAUUGCUGACUUCCACUAUUAAUGGCAUCAAAAAAGUAUUGAAGAAAAGAGGUGACGACUUUGAAACGGUCUCCUUCUGGCUAUCUAACACCUGCCGAUUUUUGCACUGUCUGAAGCAGUAUAGUGGAGAAGAGGGAUUUAUGAAGCACAACACACCCCGUCAGAAUGAACACUGCCUCACCAAUUUUGAUUUAGCUGAAUACAGACAGGUACUGAGUGACUUGGCUAUUCAGAUCUACCAGCAGCUCGUCAGAGUGUUAGAGAAUAUUCUGCAGCCAAUGAUUGUUUCAGGAAUGCUGGAGCAUGAAACUAUUCAAGGCGUCUCAGGGGUAAAGCCACCAGGGCUGCGAAAGAGAACGUCCAGUAUUGCUGAUGAAGGGACGUACACACUGGACUCCAUCAUUAGACAGCUGAACUCAUUUCAUAUUGUAAUGUGUCAGCAUGGUAUGGAUCCGGAGUUGAUCAAGCAAGUCGUCAAGCAAACGUUCUACAUCACUGGGGCGGUAACCCUGAAUAACCUCCUCCUGCGCAAGGACAUGUGUUCCUGGAGCAAAGGGAUGCAGAUACGGUACAAUGUGAGUCAACUUGAAGAAUGGCUACGUGACAAAAAUUUGAUGAAUAGUGGAGCUAAAGAAACACUGGAGCCUCUCAUUCAGGCUGCACAGUUGUUGCAGGUGAAAAAGAAGACGGAUGAAGAUGCAGAAGCCAUUUGUUCAAUGUGCAAUGCUCUAACUACUGCACAGAUUGUAAAAGUUUUGAAUUUGUAUACUCCAGUUAAUGAGUUUGAAGAAAGGGUCUCAAUAUCAUUUAUACGUACGAUACAGAUGCGUUUACGAGACAGGAAAGACUCUCCUCAGCUGCUAAUGGAUGCUAAACACAUCUUUCCUGUUACUUUUCCAUUUAAUCCAUCCUCCCUUGCAUUAGAAACCAUUCAAAUUCCAGCCAGCUUGGGCCUAGCAUUCAUCUCACGUGUCUGAACCAAGGAUGCACUGUCAGCUGUUGACAAUGAGUCUGUUGCCUGAAAUCUGAAUCCAUUAAAACAUAGUGAGCCACUGAAAAUACGUUUUUGAAGGGACAACACUGUAUAUGCCAGAUUUUUAGUAUGGGUAGCUGGAAAUCUACAUAACUGUACCACAACUGGAAGGCUGGUAGAAAGAUGUGCAUUUGUAUAGGUCAUUAUUUUCAUGUAGACACAUUACUGAUUGUUACGUUUCCAGAGUAUGAAUAUAGGGCUUGGGCAAAAAUUGUCUUCAGCUGCCUAGAGACAUUUUUAGAUCUUUAGUAACAUAUUUAAAUAGUGUACAUUAAAAUCCAUACACAAUCUGCUCAUAGGUAGGGACCAAUAAGGACAGACACGGUACUAUAAGUGGAGGACUGGAAGAAAUGCAUUUUGUAGUAGAAUACAUAGUCAUGUAGGAAUCUAGUUCUCCAUUAGGGUUUUUGACAAUUUAAACAUAGUGAACUUGCAAUAUAUAAAACAAUUUGUUAAACAACUUCCUUAUUUAUGUCAGUAUGACAUAAAUUGUGAAGUAUUAAAGUCUUUUGGCAUACUGUGCGAUAUAACAUAGGUGUUCAUUUGUUAGUGCUGUGGUUUACUAAACACAUUAAACUGCUGCUGAGUAUUGUGUUCUUUAAAAUGUAUGACAGUAUCCUUUUAGGCACUAAAAUAAGAGACUUCACUUUUUAUUAUCAAUUUUGUUUACAGUCCAGUGCAAUCUAUUCUUUUAACUGGAUUUAUGCAAAUGUCAACAAAUAUCACCUGGAAAGAAAAAAUGGUAACUAAGCACAAGUAGCAUACUGGAAGUUACAUAAUAGUUUUCUUUAAAGAUAGGGCACUAAAAUACUUGUCUAGUGGCAAACUGAACAAAAGUCAGUCAUGAUUAUAAUAUUUAUUUCAUAUUUUGUAGUUGGUUGGGGUUUUUCCUUUGUCCAAUUUUAGUCCAAGGAAGUGGCAUUAUAUUUUUUCAAUAUCCUCCAUUUUAUGUCUUUGUCACACUUUUUAAGAUGUAUUCUCAAAUACCUAGAAUGAAAGGAGAAAUUCCUUGAGUAGUCCAAUACCUUUAUUAGUCUAUAUAUUGGCUUCUGGAAACAUACAACAAACAUUGACUGGGAAGGGAGUAUUUAAAAUUGUGCAGUUUGUGAAUCUAUCCACGUAGUUCAAUGAACCUAUUUAACAAAAGGGUUACUUCAUGCUAGAAAAAUAGUUUUUAAAAAAAUCUAUAAAGUGUUCUGUAAGAUCCAGACUGCACAAUGAGCAAUUAUAGUUGUUUUGGCCUCUGCACUUCCAAUCAGAAAGAAUAUUCCCUCUUUCACGCCUCAGAUCUGCUCCAGUGUGGAAUUCACAUUUCAAAAUGUACAACAAUUAAGUCAGAGGCCUUGGUCAACACUCUGUUUCUGAAUUUUAAAACAUGGUCAGUGGUGUAUGGUUCAAAAAUACAUAUGAAAAAAUUGCACAUUACUAAAUUGCAGUGUGCAAUAUUUUAAUGUAUCAUGCAAAUUAGCAACUUAGCAUGAACUUUUCUUUCUUUAAAAGAACAGAAGAGUAUUCUAUAGGUAUACUUUUAGAAUGUUCUGGUACUAAUCAGCCUGCGAACCUACAGAAUAAUUUUGUUAUCAGCUGAGCAGACCAAUACAUUUCAGUUAUGUUUUGAGAUAUAUACAUGCACCUUAUAUAUGGUGACUGAUAAAAUGUAUAAUAAAGAAAGCUUGAUCUUUGUCAGUACCAUUUUGAAAUGCUUAUAUCUUUUUAUUUUCAGAAGUGUGUGCCCAUUUUUUGUGUUUAAUAGCUCACUACUGAUAUGUUCAGGUACCUACAAGUAAGAAUUGCAUCUUUAAUUUGGAUGAUCUUUGUUAAAUUAUUUAAAUUAUUUUCAUAUGCAAAGUAAACCAAAAGCACUUCAUUCAAAUAUGUUUGUUAUUUUAUCUCUGAGGCCAAGGAUCAUAUAAGCUGGCUCCAAACACAGUAUCAUAUAAUAUGGUGGAGUGUACUAAUCUUUCAAAGUUUCAGGAAGUACUGCACUUGUUAAUAUGUCAUGAAAAAGCCCUGGUAUCCAGUAAUAGCAUAAGAGCAGGAAAUAGGUGAAAACAUUUAGAAAAAUAGAAACUUUCCCCCUCCUGUUUAAAUAAAAUUGGAACAACAGUAUAUUUAUACUGUAAAUCAGGAAAUAUAUCUACUACUUAAACACAUAGUUAUGAAAAUUUGUUAAAAUGUAUUUUUGUUUUUUAAAUUUGUUUACCUGUAUAAAGCCUUACUGUGUCUUGUUUCCUUAACAAAGUAAUAGUAAGUUGUUUAUAGGUAUUAUUCUUAAACUCAGUGGUUUGAGUAGUGUUACAUUUAUAUCACAUUAAAAGUGUAUGCUGCUUGACAUGUUUUAAAGGAAAAUAUUGCUAAGUUGAAAUAGAUGUGUACUUGGUAAAUCAUCUAAAAUUUUACAUAACAGUAUUUUACAUGCACUUUUCAAAAAAGAAUUUUAGUGUUGAUUUAUGAUAUAAAAUAUUUUUCACCUUAGGUUUAAGGUCUCUUUAGAUAACCAUGAAAACAAAUAUAAACAUCUUUUAAAAACUUAUAUUUUUUCCUUUGAAUCAUGGUUAUGCUCUUUUAAUGUGGACGUAACUUUUAUAUUUUAAUUUAUUAUCUAUUGAUAUAGUAGAUUCUGUUGGAUGCAGGAAAUUAUUAAUUUGUCAAUGUCCCUUUUGACAUAUGUAACCAUUCUGAAGAUGUCGCACAAUAAUUACCUCAUUGAGUUUGGUAUAUUUUUAGUCCAGCCAUUAUUUUGUUCUGCCUUUUGCAACAUAAUCUUCUGUCCAAAUUUUAACCAAUUGCUACCCAGGCUUUAAUCCGAGAUGGAACUUGAAAGUGCUUAAAGAAUUUUGCUUUAUUAAAUGUGAUUAAUCUAGUCUACUUGAUCAGAAUAGAAAGAUAUGCUAUACUUCAUCUUUGAAACAUUGAUUUUUUUUUAAUCCGUUAACAGUUGUUCCAUACCUGGAAACACCAGCAUUUGAAAGCUGAAGGUCUUUAGCAUUUAGGAUUUAAAACUGAACACAUUUCAAAAUAUCAUACAAGAAUUCUGAGAGAAUGACUUUUGUUUUUUAAGAUGCUGAUAAUUCAUCUGACAAAUAAAAGCCUUUAAACAGGUUUUCACUCUGUACCACCACAGUACAUGGAUGAAAACCAAACCAAUUCAGAAUGACAUAUGCUUUGAAAUGUUGUAGCGUCUGAUGUUGUAUUUAGUAAAUGUGUGCAUCAUAAACACUGUAUCCUAUUAGCUGUCACUGAAAAAUGUCCAAAUAAAAAACUCUACAGCUGUU
Molecule: messenger RNA, 11486 nt
Organism: Chelonoidis abingdonii (Abingdon island giant tortoise)
Lineage: Eukaryota; Metazoa; Chordata; Testudines; Testudinidae
Source: RefSeq, a predicted model, not a curated record